GAUAGAGAGACAAAUAGAGGAAAAUAUAAAGAGUAAUAGUGAGAGGGUGACGUUCUCUCCGACAACGCCACGUUCGAUAUCGGAACCAGUGUCGUAAGUGAACCGAACGCGGAGAUGUGGAGAACUAUUUUUUAAAAAAUUCUUUUAAAACAUUAUGAAUAUGUAUCCUUCACAUAUCUUAUAGAACACAAAGAGUUUAUUAUCCGAGAGAGAGAGAGAUAGACUUUGAAACCUUUGCUGCUAUUUCUAGCAGACCCGACCCGAACGAUCGGCCUGCCCUUCCCUCCACGUCGCGGCUGUUGCUGGUUGUGCGUGUGUGAGUGUACACGCUUCCGGAAUAAUUCGUUGUUUUCCGUCCAUUUCCGACAACAACAAGAAACCAGACGUCGCUAAGAUGGCCGAUAAGAUCGACAUGUCCCUGGAUGAAAUCAUCAAAUUGAACGGAGUAUCGAAGAGGGGACAGGGUGGCCGAGGAAACCGAGGGAGGGGCAGCUAUGGCCGAGGCCGCAGGUUUCGGGGUAGAGGCCAAGCGAACACAACGACCGGUACACCAAGUACGGGCACCAGCCUUAAAACGAGGGGCAGACGCAGUAGAGUUUGGUCGCGGAGGACCACAGGCAGGAGUACUCAGUCCCUCAGUCAACAGAGUUUGACUCCAUCACAGAAAACGGCUACGAAUAGCACAAACACCUCACAAAAAUCACAGCCAAAGAAGUUUUCACAGAAAAGCUCAGUUCAAAAUCGGACGACAUCGAGAAACUUGCCCUUCACACGUGGCCGCAGGGGCACGAGAGUGUUCCGCGGGACCCGGCAGGACGCCAGCCGGGGCGGAACCAGUGCAGUGAGCCGGUUACAGAGAGGUGGUAGCCAGAGGGGUAGGAGUGGAGCAGCGGUGAACAGGCUCCAGCGGGGCAGCAGCAGCAGAGGCGGCAGCAGCAGAGGUGGCAGCAGCGGGAUGCAGCGGACCGGCAGCAGCGGGAUACAGCGGACCGGCAGCAGGGUCGGCGGCGGAAGCGGUUUUCAGCAGAUCCAGAAACAAGCUAUUCAAGCUUUGUGGAAGGCAAAGAGUACCUUGUCGAAAAUCAACGCUCAGGUGAUGCGUAACAACAUCGUCGCAACUAAACGAGGACUACCGCCAUCGUCGGGGGUGAAUUCCAGACGCCUUAUCAACAACACAUCCUGGAAGUCGCAACAACAAAUGCGAAACCGAAGAAGAAAUUUUGCUAGCAACCGUGAUUUCUCGAAUCCGUCACUGUCAAAACGCAACCUUAACAACAGCACUUUGUCGUUGAAGUCAAAAAGUAGCCAGUUGUCAUUGACGACCCGUCAUUCUAACAGUUCGUUAUCGUUAAACAGUCAAGGAAGAAUGAAGCAACGUCGACCUUGGCGAUCUACAUCCAUGCAAGACAGUCCAUCAAAAAUCAUGACCAUCAGUGUUCAAAACUCUUCUCGACAUCCUGCUAACCAACCUGUGCCCAAUGUCAGACAGAGAAAUUCUCUGAAAUUCAACUUCACUUCUGGCCUUUAUGUUCCUGGAUCAACCGGAGUUUCACUGAAUGAGCGUUUCACAUCAACCGAUUCUUGCAACGAUACCCCAGCCACGCUGGCUUACGGCGACAGGAAGGUCUUCUUCUGAGCAGAGCGGAACGCCUCUUCGUCUUGUUGUCGAUGUUGUUGUUGUUGUUAAAUCUGGCGGAUUAAGACGACUGCAUCCUUGAGAUUCCUCUAUUUUUUGGCCAGCUUCACACACCACAACCCCCCUAUACACACACACACACACACAAAAAAAAAACAAAAGAAAACAGACAAAAUAAACUAAAAUCCCAGACAAGGACAUUGAUCAACUAACAAGCAUAUUGGUGCAAAUUUUCUAUUUAUUAAUUUGGAACUAUUUUGUAAAGUGUUUAUAAAUUUCUGAGCGUGGAGAGACUUAAAAA
Messenger RNA from Octopus sinensis (East Asian common octopus), 1937 nucleotides. RefSeq lists its product as uncharacterized. NCBI's taxonomy places the organism in Eukaryota, Metazoa, Mollusca, Cephalopoda, Octopoda, Octopodidae. The transcript has 9 exons. The record is from RefSeq and is a predicted model, not a curated record. Bases 395 to 1636 code for a protein of 413 amino acids.